CUCGCGCACCGUCCACCCACACCCGCCUGUCAGCCAUGUUGUUCGUGUGACCCAGCUGUCAGCAACAGGUCCAGUUGACUAAACUAGACAUUCUUCUCGGAAUUACAUCAUUUUGCCAAUACGAAACGACUGCAUAACGCCAGGGAGACUUUCACUGCGGAUAGAAAAGUGGAGAAAGUUUUUUUUUUUUUUUUUGCCCGAUGAUUGUGAGAGAUGACUGCGAGCUAGCCGGCUGAGUCGAAGAACGGGAGUCCCCCCCUGCCCCCUCUGCCACCUGCAGCCAUGAAUGGCGGCCGCAAUGUGUGGGCGAUCUCUCCAGAGGAGAGAGACAAACAUGAUAAACAGUUUGACACCCUCUCUCCCGCCAUGGGCUUUGUCUCAGGGGAGCAGGCCAGGAAAUUCUUCCUGCAGUCGGGUCUUCCCUCCUCAGUGCUGGCAGAGAUAUGGGCCCUGGCUGACAUGAAUAAGGAUGGGAAGAUGGACAGGUUGGAGUUCUCCAUCGCUAUGAAGCUCAUUAAGCUCAAACUUCAGGGCACACCCCUUCCCUCAUCUCUACCAAUCAUCAUGAAGCAGCCGCCAGUGCCCGCCCCUGCCUCAACAGGCGCCAUGUCCUCCUCACGCUAUGGAAUGGGCUCCAUGCCAAACCUGUCAAUGAUGCCUGGAACCAUCGCCAUGCUCACUCCCAUCCCCAUGACCCCUAACCUCUCAACCAUGACCCCUAACCUCUCAACCAUGACCCCUAACCUCUCAACCAUGACCCCUAACCUCUCAACCAUGACCCCUGUGACUGGCCUCACUCCUAUGGUCCCAAUGGCAACAGGCAUGGUCCCCCUGGUUGCCACGUCAACAAUGCCCCUGCUGCCGUCCCUGGGCAGCCCCGCUCUCCCCAAUGGCACUAUGGGUAUCCUACAGCACCUUCCACCAGGACACAUGGGGACAGGCCUGCCUCUCUCUGUGCCCUACGCCUCCUCUCCUCUGGGUUUCUCUCCUGGGAUGAACAAAGCUACGUCACUGCUGGACCUAGGCUCAAGCAGCUCCAACUCUUCAUCCACCACCUCCCUGGCAGGUAGUUCUCCGAAGACGGCGCCUUCUGACUGGGCCGUGCCUCAGGCCUCGCGCCUCAAAUACAGACAGCAGUUCAACAGCCUCGACAAACACAUGACGGGAUACCUCACAGGUCAGCAGGUGAGGAAUGCCAUGGCAACCACUCUGCUCACUCAGACACAGCUGGCCACCAUCUGGACCCUGGCCGAUGUGGAUAAGGAUGGGAAGCUAAGAGGAGAGGAGUUUAUUCUGGCCAUGCAUCUAGUGGACAUGGCCAAGGCAGCCCAACCCUUACCUCUCACACUACCCAUAGAACUAAUACCACCAUCACAGAGGGGUGCUGUGAAUGGGACCAGUUUAUCUCUCUAUGCUGGCAUCACUGAAGAACUGGAGGCUGAGCCACCACAGAAAACCAAAAGCAACUUAUCGUUUGAGGAUAAAUUCAAGGCCAACCUGGAGCGAGGGAACGCGGAGCUGGAGAAAAGACGACAGGCUCUGCAGGACGCACAGAGGAGAGAGGAGGAGAGACGCCAGCAGAAGGAGAGAGAGGAGCGAGAGAGGAGAGAGAGGGAGGCCAGAGAGCAGGAGGAGAGGAGGAGGAAGGAGGAGGAGAGGAGGCUGGAGCGGCAGAGGGAGCUGGAGAGACAGAAAGAGGAGGAGAGGCUGAAGGAGAUGGAGAGAAAAGAGGCGGCGCAGCGUGAGUUGGAGCGCCAGAGGAAGGAGGAGUGGGAGAGGAGGAGGAGAGGAGAGCUGCUGAGCCAGAAGAGUCAGGAGCAGGAGGACAUCGGCAGACUAAAAACCAGGAAGAGGAACCUGGAGAUGGAGCUGGAGGCUGUGGGUAACAAACACAGGCAGAUCUCUGAGCGGCUGCAUGAUGCUCAGAGCAAGAGGACGGUGCAGCGGAGCGAGCUGGAGCGGACCAACCAGAGACGAGACACAAGCAGACUGGACAUCAACUCCCUGCAGAGACAACUAGAGGAGUACCAGAGGAAGCUGUCCCAGCUGACUCCAGAACAGCAGAGGCUCAGUGACAAACUGAGGAACAUGGCCCUCAACAACCUGCCAGUCUCCACCAUGUCCACGCUGAAGCGCAGCGCCAGUGAGAAGGACGGAGUGUGUCGCAAAUUGAAGCAGCAGCUGGAUGCUCUGGAGAACGAGACGGCCGCUAAACUGGCCGACAUGGACCACUACCAGAACGACAUACAGGAUCUGAGAGAGAGCCAGCGGAAGCAGCAGUCGGCUCUGGAUAAACUACGGAGCAUCAAAGAGGACAAACGGAGAGAACUGGAGAGACAGAGGGCGCAGGAGGAGGAGAGGAAGAGGAGGGAGGAGGAGGAGGCCCAAAGGCGCAUUAAGCUGGAGAAGGAGCAUCAGUGGCAGAAGAAGCUGCAGAGAGAGGAGGAGGAGAGACAGAUGAGGUUGCAGGAAGAGAGGGAGGCCAAACUGAGAGUGGAGGAGGAGAAGGAGAUGCAGGCCCGCCUCUUAGCUGCUAAAGAGCAGGCAGAACGAGAACGCAGAGCGGAGGAGAGGAGAGAGCAAGAGAGGAGGAUGCAGGAGGAGAGGAGAAGACUGGAGGAAGAGGAGAGGAAUAUGAGGGAGGAGGAGAGAAGGAAACAGGAGGAGGAGAGGAAGAGAAAGGAUGAGGAGAGGAGAGAGGAAGAAAGGAGGCGGCAGGAGGAGAGGAGGAAGCAAGAAGAGGAGGAUCGGCGCAGAAGAGAGGAAGAGAGGAAGAGGUUAGAGGAGGAGAUGGAGAGAGAGAAGGAGGAAGAGGAGAAGAGGCGGCAGCGGGCUGCGGACGCAGCAAUCCGAGAUGCAGAGGAGAGGAAGAGAGUGGAGGAGGAGAGGAAGAGAAUGGAGGAGGAGAGGAGAAGGCAGGAAGAGGCGGACAGGAAGAGGCGCGAGGAGGACAGGAAGAGAGUGGAGGAGGAGAGGAAGGAGGAAGAGAGGAGGCGGCGGCGGCAGGAGGAGGAGGAGAGGAAGCUGAAGGAAGAAGCGAAGAGGAAGCUAGAGGAGGAGGAGAAGAGGAGAAGACAGGAGGAGGCGUUGCAGCAACCGAGUGCAGGGAAGACUAACAUCCAUGACAAACUGUCAGCCCUUCUCAGAGGACUAGAGGAGAGGAAAGGUGGUCUGCAGCCCCAGGCCAUGGAGCACAGGAAGUCUGCGGCGCUCACUUCCUUCCGGGCGCUCUACCCCUUCACCGCUCGCAACCAGGACGAACUCAGCUUCGAGGCCGAUGAGCUCAUCGAGGUGGAUGAGAGUACGGAGCGGGAGCAGGGUUGGCUGUAUGGCUGUCGGCAGGGGAAGAUGGGCUGGUUCCCAGAGAGCUACGUGGAGAGACAGGCCAAACCAGAGACACCUGCUGCUGCUGCUUUUAAUGCAACUCCAGCUGCCACUACCACUGCUGUUUAUGCUACUGUUGCUAAACAGGCCCCCAGACCACAACUAUCCACCCCCAAACACACAGGGAAACCCGGGGGAGACGCUACCAUGCCAACGGGACAGAACUCCGCCUUCACACCUACACACGCCCCUCACCACGCCCCCUUGGAUCCGAUACAGGUGGUGGGUAGCCUGCAGGCCCAGGCUCUGUGUUCGUGGACAGCUAAGACAGAGAGCCAUCUGAACUUCAGUAAGGAUGAUGUGAUCUGGGUGCUGGAGCAGCAGGACAGCUGGUGGCUGGGGGAGCUCAACGGGGUGCAAGGCUGGUUCCCCAAAACAUAUGUCACACUCCUGGGAGACAAUGAAGACACCACCAACUCAAUAAAUUCCCCUCCUGAUGGAUCUGAAGCCACAGAUGCUGCUCAACAGGAAGAGUACGUGGCGCUGUACACCUAUGAGAGCCCAGAGCCUGGCGACCUGACGUUUAGGGAGGGUGACGUCAUCCUGGUGACCCAGAGAGAGGGAGAGUGGUGGAGCGGAGGCAUCGGAGACAGCACCGGGGUGUUCCCUUCUAACUACGUCAAACCCAAAGAGACAGACACAUCCAGCAACUCUGGAAAGUCAGGUCAGCCUGGGAAGAAACCAGAGAUAGCCCAGGUGAGCACAACAUACACGGCCACGGGGACAGAGCAGCUCAGCCUGGCGCCAGGACAGCUCAUCCUCAUCCUCAGCAAGAACCCCACCGGCUGGUGGCUCGGAGAACUGCAGGCGCGGGGAAAGAAGCGUCAGAAGGGUUGGUUUCCUGCCUCGCACGUCAAAAUGCUGGGAUCCAACAGCGGAAAGUCCACGCCAGCACCUCUACCAGUGUGUCAGGUCAUUGCCAUGUACGACUAUAAGGCAGCCAACGAGGACGAGAUGAGCUUCUCCAAGGGUCAACUGAUCAGUGUGUUCGACAAGAACGACCCCGAUUGGUGGAAAGGGGAGGUCAACGGGGUCACCGGUCUGUUCCCAACCAAUUACGUCAAGAUGACCACUGCCGACACCGACCCCAGCCAGCAAUGGUGUGCUGACCUGAACAGUUUAGACUCUAUGAGUCCCCAGGAGAGGAAGAGACAGGGCUACAUCCACGAGCUCCUCCAGACAGAGGAGAGAUAUGUAGAGGACCUACAGAUAGUCCUGGAGGUGUUCCAUAAGCCCAUGUCUGAGUCGGGCCGUCUGACAGAGGCAGAGAUGGCCAUGAUCUUUGUCAACUGGAAGGAGCUCAUUGCCUGCAACACCAAACUGCUAAAGGCUCUGCGUGUGCGUAAGAAGACGGGGGGUGAGAACAUGCCCGUCCAGGUGAUCGGGGACAUCUUGGCGUCCGAGCUGGCUCACCUCCAGCCUUACAUCCGGUUCUGCUCCUGUCAACUCAACGGAGCUGCUCUGCUACAGAGUAGGACUGACAACCAACAGGACUUUAAAGACUUCCUCAAGAAAAUCGCCACAGACUACCGCUGUAAAGGCAUGCCCUUAUCCAGCUUCCUGCUGAAGCCCAUGCAGAGGAUCACACGCUACCCUCUACACAUCAAAAACAUCCUGGAGAGUACCCAGGAGGACCAUGCAGACCGCAGGCCUUUGAGAGAGGCUCUGGAGCGGGCUGAGGAGCUCUGUUCUCAGGUCAACGAGGGAGUCAGGGAGAAGGAGAAUUCCGACAGGCUGGAGUGGAUACAGUCACACGUACAGUGUGAGGGAGUCACAGAGAACUUGGUGUUUAACUCUCUGACUAACUGCCUGGGGCCUCGUAAGCUGCUCCACAGUGGGAAGGUGUAUAAGAUUAAGAGCAAUAAGGAGCUGUGGGCUUUCCUCUUUAACGACUUCCUGUUGCUCACCCACGCUGCCAAACAGUUCAGCUCCUCAGGACCAGACAAGCUCUUCAGCACCAAGAACAACACACAGCUCAAGAUGUAUAAACCGCCGGUGUUCCUCAACGAGGUUCUAGUGAAGUUGCCUGACCCCUCCAGUGAAGAGCCCUUCUUCCACAUCUCCCACAUCGACCGAGUCUACAGCCUCAAAACCGAGAACAUCAACGAGAGGACGGCCUGGGUGCAGAAGAUUAAAGCUGCCUCGGAGGACUUCUUAGAGACCGAUAAGAAAAAGAGAGAGAAGGCAUACCAAGCUCGUUCCCUGAAGGCCAGUGGAAUCGGCCGGCUGUUAGUCACCAUCCUGGAGGCCACUGAACUCAAGUCCUGCAAAUCCAACGGUAAGAGUAACCCUUACUGCGAGGUAACCAUGGGGGCUCAGAUCUACACCUCUAGGACCCUCAGUGACACGGGCAACCCCAAGUGGAACUUCAACUGUCAGUUCAACAUCAGAGAUUUGUACCAGGACGUCCUUUGUGUCACGAUCUUCGAGAGGGACCAGUUCUCCCCUGACGACUUCCUGGGUCGUACGGAGGUUCCCGUGGCGACCAUAAAGAAGGAGUUGGAGAACAAGGGUCCAGCAACGCGCCGUCUGCUCCUCCACGAGGUCCCCACUGGAGAGGUGUGGGUCCGCCUCGACCUGCAGCUCUUUCAAAACAGAGCAUCCAAAUAAGGACUUCUGGGCCAACACUGCAACUCUUCCAAACGAAGGAUGCCAAAAUAAGGACAUCCUGGUCUGCCGCCACACUUGCAGCCUUGGUAGAAAUUGUAUGUAACUGCUGGUCCAGGGUCUGAUACUGUUAAUCUUCCUAAUGGUUAAGUUUGGGGUUGCCGGUUCCUAGAUCUGUGGUUAAGCCAGGGCUAACUUUUACCUGGAGCUGCCAUUGGUAACACUAACCACAUGAUGAGCUAAUGGGAACCCUCCCCUCCCUCAUCUGAGGUCAGAAGUUCAGUCCUAAGCACUGAUCUGAAGACAGUUUUUAGCUUUUGAGGUUUGACUGGGUUGGGUUAGUGUAAAGCUGAUCCUAGAUCUGUGUUUAGGAGCAGCUUCUAGCAGUAGUGGUUCUACUUGAACCAGCACAACACUUAUGGCCUAUGCACUCCUCUGCUACUGACUCUCACUCUGCCAAGUGUGCUUGUUGUAAACUCAACCCAGGCCAAUGUUUGUUGAAGCUGUAUUUAUUUCAUUACAGAUAGUCUUUAACUCCACAGUAAAUAUUUGUUAAAGCUAAGAUUUUGUUUGGGAAAGUAAUGUGAGGUAAAAUGGAGAGCGGUUAGAAAAGUGCGGUCCUUCUUGCCACGAUAGUUUACCACUGGACAUGAGACUAAUCUCAGGAUUUAAGUCUUCUUCCUUUUACUGUCAGUCUAUAUAACUGUAUCAAAACCUGCCUCUUUUAUUUUUAUCUCGAUCUGUUUAUUUUUCUCUCUUAUUAGUGUAGUAACAUUAAAGAUACAUGUGCAGAGGAUCUUUAAGAUACUGUGGCGACACUAAGAUCUGAGUUUUGAAACGACCAGGUCUUUCUGACUCCCUUUAUGCUUGUUAUACUUCACAACAUACUUCUGCCAUGUGCUCCCUCUCCAAUAUAUGGGUGUUUCAAUGGAAUAGUUUAUUUUGUCUUUGAUCUAUUAUGAAUGUUGUGGAGGUCUUGUUCUUUAAUUGUGGUUUAGUUGCCUCAAAUCCUAAAAGGGAAAAGUCUCUUUUUGUUUCUUCCACUCCCGGGCCCAUAUUCACAGAGGUUCAGAGUAGGAGUGCAGACAUAGGAUCAGUUUUUCCUUUUAGAUCAUAAUGAAUAAGAUGAUAUGGAUAGAGGGGACCUGAUCCUAGAUUAGCAUUAGCCUGGUCCCAGAUCUGUUUUGUGCUUUUGCCUACUCCAUUGUUAUUGUCAAGCCAAACAUGCUCUGCAUGAUCAUUCGGUAAGGAGUAGGCAAGAGAGCAGAAACAGACCGGCACCCAGGCUAGAUCAGCACUCCUACUCUGAGAUACUCAGUGAAUAUGGGCCCAGAUGCCUCCAGUGGCUCUAUAACCAUUAGUGGUGUGGCUGCAGAUGACUGGUGAGCCGGAGCUUCUCUUAUUGAUUUUAAUUUAUGCAACUAUUAACUAUCCAGAGAAUUUGAUCAUCAAAGCAUUGUAUUCAGUGUCUGAAAAAGUCUUUCAGUAGCCUUUUCAUAUUUUACAAAGGAUUUCCGAGAAUAAUCUUUGAAGGAUAACAGCACAUUUGAACUACAUUAUGUAAGUCUUAAGUUUGUGUGACAGGAAGUGAUUAGCUGGACAGCCAAGUAAAGUACUGAUCUAUCAGUCUCUCGCUGCCUUUUCUCCUAAUUUUAUACUGAACAAAAAUGUAAACAAGCAAUUUCAGUGAUUUUUUUUACUGAGUUACAGUUCAUAAACGGAAAUCAGUCAAUUGAAAUCAAUUCUUUAGGCCCUAAUCCAUGGAUUUCACAUAUCUUGACAGGGGCACAGCCGUGUGUGGGCCUGGGAGGAAAUAGGCCCACCCACUGGGGAGCCAGGCCCAGCCAAUCAAAAUUAGAUUUCCCCCACUAAAGGGCUUUAUUACAGACAGAAAUACUCCUCAGUUUCAUCAGCUGUCUGGGUGGCUGGUCUCAGACGAUGCCACAGGUGAAGAAGCCGGAUAUGGAGGUGCUGGGCUGACGUGGUUACACGUGGACUGAGGCCGGUUGGACAUACUGCCAAAUUCUCAAGAUCUAAGUUGGAGGCGGUUUAUGGUAGAGAAAUUAACAUUAAAUUCUCUGACAACAGCUCUGGUGGACAUUCCUGCAGUCUGCAUGUGUGACAAAACUGCACAUUUUAGAGUGACCUUUUGUUGUCCCCAGCACAAGGUUCACCCGUGUAAUGAUCAUGCUGUUUAAUUAGCUUCUUGAUAUGCCACACCUGUCAGGUGGAUGGAUUAUCUUGGCAAAUGAGAAAUUCUCACUAACAGGGAUGUAAACAAAUGUGUGCACCACAUUUGAGAGAAAUAAGCUUUUUGUUCAUAUGGAACAUUUCUCGGAUCUUUUAUUUCAGCUCAUGAAACAUGGGACCAACACUUUACCUGUUGUGUUUAUAUUUUUGUUCAGUAUAAUUUGAGCUGCACAAGUCUUCUAUUGGGUUUUAUUAAUUUGAGGUUUAACUUUAAAUCAUGUUUUUUUUUGUGUCAAUGAUUCUAUGUAAUGAUUACAGUGCUAACAGUGUGGAUCCUACAUUGCUACCUAACAUGCGGUGUGUUCACAAUGGGCACAGCAUGGCACUCACUGAAUCAUGGCUCUUUUAAUGAUAAUAAAAGGUAUUGAAAACAAA
This is a messenger RNA of Salmo salar (Atlantic salmon), 8616 nucleotides long. It is a transcript of the gene itsn2b, whose product is annotated as intersectin 2b. Lineage: Eukaryota; Metazoa; Chordata; Actinopteri; Salmoniformes; Salmonidae. Gene Ontology annotation, biological process: positive regulation of Rho protein signal transduction; intracellular signal transduction. The record is from RefSeq and is a predicted model, not a curated record. Gene Ontology annotation, molecular function: protein binding; calcium ion binding; guanyl-nucleotide exchange factor activity.